Messenger RNA from Striga asiatica, 3607 nucleotides. Lineage: Eukaryota; Viridiplantae; Streptophyta; Magnoliopsida; Lamiales; Orobanchaceae. The record is from the annotation of a GenBank genome assembly.
UAUAUAUAUAUAGAUUAGUUAAAAAGUAAUAAAUUAAACUAAUAAAAUGCCUAAAUUAAAUUACUUGACCGAUUGUAUUUUAGGGCUGGGAAUUAAAUCAGAAAUCAGUUCUUCUUCACCUUCACGCGAAUAAAUCAGAAUUGAUUGAGCCUCUGCCUCGACGCGAGUUCACCGUUCAUCUCGCUUUCACCUCCUUCCUUCACCUUCGCCUCUUCUGUCACUCGUCGGAGUCGCUUCUCUUACUCGUUGGAGUUGCGAUAGGGCUGCUAGUAGUUGGACCUUUCUCGCUCACAAAAAUGGCCCCUCCAUCACAAUGACGAUUGGGAAUCAUAUAAUCCUCCAGCGCUCGACAAAGAUAAAGGAGCAAACCUCAUUCUUCACCGAUUUUCUGUAGCCUCUUUGAUAAUCUUCAAGCCCUUUGAUUCUUUCUGCCCCUCUUUUUCCCCUUUCAUUUCCCCAAUUCUUUCUCAAUCGAUCCCGACGCCGAUAAUAAUUUGCCCUCGAUUCAACUGCUGAAUCACCAAAACAGUAGAGGAAUUUUGUUCAUGGAUCCCAACAUCGUGAAAUUCCUCGAAGAAGACGAGGAUGAAACAAUGCACUCUGGGGCGGACGUGGAAGCUUUCACUGCUGAAUUGAACAGAGACAUUGAAGGGAAUGCUUCCACAUCUCAGCAACAACCCUCUGAUUCUGAUAACGGAGCCAUUUCUCACGGAGGCAGUGAAACCGCAAGUCAUUUUCUUCCACAGUGGCAGACUUCAACUCAAGACGGAAUUGUUAACUCUCAAACUGGGCAAGAUAUUGAGGCCAUGGAGGAAAAGGAACAGCUCCCUUCUCAAUCUAGUCAACAACAGCACAUUUUUGAGCCUGAGAAUAGAAAGGAGGACGCUUUUCCACAUAACCCGUCCACGGAAGCUAGUUCACAACGGCAAGAUGAUGGGAAAAAUGUUCCCGCCUCCAAUCCUAUGGCUGCUCAAACAUCUCGAGAACAGCCGAUCCAUAUCCAUGACGUGGAUAGCGAAUCCAAUCUGGAAAGAGAGUCCCAAAUGGAGAAACUACAAAAUAUCAGUAAUCAUUCGGUCAUGGGGAUGGGUUCAAAUGAUCAACGGCCUUUGUUGAUGGAGUCCAAAGAUCAGCAAACUGUAGGGACGGUGAUUAGUAGCCAACAGGCGAUGACUUCUGGAUUGAAUAAUCAACAGUCAAUGGCAGGUGGUAGUCAAAAACAGCAAGGUAGUUCGUUGAAGUUGAACAGACAGGUGCCAUUUGGCAUGUUGCUUCCUAUAAUACAACCCCAACUUGACAAGGACAGGGCUAUGCAGCUUCACACACUUUACUUUAAACUGAAGAAAAAUGAGAUCUCUAAAGAUGGUUUUAUCCGACACAUGAGAAGUAUCGUUGGGGACCAGAUGUUAAAGAUGGCCGAUGUCAAGAACACACAGAUUGCUUCCAAUCAAUUUCAGUCGCAGCCUCAGACUUCUGCCCGACAAAUGCAACUUCCAUCAAAUGUAAGCAGUUCAACAAGCAAUGUCAAUACACGUGAAGAAACGCAGACGGAUUCACCGGGAUUGCAAGCAAGCCAUAUGCCAACCCCCAGUCCAAGUUCCCUAACCCAUGACCGAAAGCAUUCUUCUUUUCCUGGACAAGGACUUAACAAGCAACCACAUAAUAUGCAUUUAUCGCAGGCAUCUUUCCCCACAUACGGAUCCACAGCAAAUAGUUAUCCACCUUUCACCACACCUAAUACUGCACCUCAUAUGAGGCAGGGUUCAACGCACCAGAACAUACCCAUGAAUCACCUGGGACACACGGCUGCACCCACUGGCAUGCUACACCCGUCCAAUUUUGACCGGGCCCAUCCUCUUGGUGAAGCCAAGAAAAUGCAGCAGGGAGGUCUGUCUCACGUGCAGCAGAAAACCGGUGUUUCUCCAUCAACGACGCAUGUGAAACAAGAAAACCUUGAUCAGCCAGUUGAACAGCAUAAUGCCCUGCAAGGGUCAACUUCCUUGUCCCGUGGACCGCUUAAGCAAGGUGGUGCUGCCUCUGGUAAUUUGAAGAAUGAACCUUUUGAGAUGCAAUCAUCUAGGAUGGGAUUUGCUCCGUCUACGAAUGUGGUCUCCAUGAAUUCUGUUUCCUCUUCAAAUCCAAGCCCAAUGGACAUUCAGCUGUACUUCAUCCUUUUGCCGCUUCCUUUCGGUCUUUGUCAGUCACAACCCCGUUCAAUAACACCCUCCAUGGGAAUUGGAAAUAAUUCGAAGGCUGCCCCCAAAAAGCCUUUGGCUGGUCAGAAGAAGCAAAUGGAACCACCUGGUUCUUCUCCUCCAAGUAGUAAGAAGCAAAAAGUGUCUGGAGGCUUUUUGGAUCAAAGCAUUGAGCAUCUCAAUGAUGUUACUGCAGUUAGCGGAGUUAAUCUAAGGGAGGAAGAGGAACAAUUGUUUUCUGGCGCUAAGGAAGACAGCCGGGUUUCAGAGGCUUCUCGAAGGGUUGUUCAAGAAGAAGAGGAAAGACUGAUUCUGAACAAGAUACCACUUCAGAAGAAAGUGGUGGAAAUAAUGGCAAAGUGUGGUUUGAAGAAUAUGACCAAUGACGUGGAGCGAUGCUUAUCCUUGUGUGUGGAAGAGAGAAUGCGGGGACUCAUAUCUAAUCUCAUCAGACUCUCAAAGCAGCGAGUUGAUUUUGAGAAGCCAAGACACAAAAUUAUUGUCACCUCAGAUGUUAGACGACAAAUCUUGACUAUAAACCACAAAGCUCGCAAAGAGUGGGACAAAAAACAGGCUGAAACUGAGAAGUCCCAAAAACCAAAUGAAACUGAGAAUGCUUCUGGAGUUGACGGUGACAAGGAUAAAGAUGAAACCCGUGGAAAAUCUGCAAAGGCUAACAAGGAGGAAGACGAUAAAAUGCGGACUACGGCUGCAAAUGUUGCUGUUCGAGCAGCCACUGGUGUUGAUGACAUGCUGUCAAGAUGGCAAUUAAUGAUUGAAGCCAAGCAAAAACAGGGAGGCUCAGAUUCACUAUCAGGCCCUCAGCCCGUAAAGGAAGUGGCGGCCCGAAAGUCUUCUGCGACAUCAUUGAAGAAAACGAGGGAAAAUCAAGAAGCUGACAGACGAGAUCCUUCGGCUGCAACCCCUGCAUCAGUUAGAAAAAUGGGAAGAAAUCAAGUUGUUAUACCGCGGGUGGUUAGAAGCAUAUCGGUUAAGGACGUGAUUGCAAUUUUAGAAAGAGAACCUCAAAUGUCGAGAUCUACACUUCUCUACCGGCUUUACAACAAAGUCACUGCUGAUGCUGUCGUUGAAUGACCCAAACGGCUCCUUUUAUCCAUAAAAUGUGCAGAUAUAUAACUGCAAAACCUUUUGUUUGUUUGAGCACUUGUAUAGAGAUAAGAAUAGUAUGAAGAAAAGCACUUGUAACUUCUUUUGUUUGUGUGUCGUCUGUGCAACAUGCUGUAGUUUCAUUGAGUAGUUAAUAUUUCUGGGUGCCAUAGGUUUCAUGUGCCGCUCUUUGCUUAUUUUAGAGUAAUUUGAAAGUUUUUGUGUGAAGAUCAUUUUUGCUGACAUAAGUGGCAGUAUUCUCGUCAAUAUAAACCAUUGAUUUUUCUACAUCAAUAUAAAAACGC